AUGGCGCCGUACAUGGACGCGCUCGGGGAGCUCCCCUCCGGCUCGGACUCGGACGGCGACGAGGAGGAGACGCCCGCGGAACCCCCGACGACGAAGGCGCCGGAGCUCGAUUACGAGACGCUGAAGAGGAACGGCUACGCGGGCGCGCGCGCGCUGACGAUCCCGGAGAAGGCGAACGCGGACGCGGGGUCGUUCCAGUGGAGUCGAGGGCGCGCGGGCGACAACGAGAGGGACACGAUGUCGCGCGAGGAGCUCAGGGCGAUCACGCACGAACGCCUGCACGAGACGUGCGCGAGCGCGAUCGCGAGCGCGGAGGAGAACAGGAAGAGGAAGGAGCUCGACCGCGCGGAGAGGGAAGAGGCGAUCCGGAAUCGACGACGGCUGGAACGCGAGGCGCGCGACGCGCUGGCCGCCGCCGCCGCCGAGGAGGACGACGCGAAGAAGAAGCGCCACAAGUCGUGGAACCAGAAAGAGAAGAAGAAGCGCGCGUUCGGGCAGGCGAAGGGAGGCGGCGGGGACUGGGUCCAAGAGGAGAAGCGAUUGUUGCGAGGCGCCGAGGGCGGCGGCGGCUUCGGAUUCGACUGA
This is a messenger RNA of Micromonas pusilla CCMP1545, 585 nucleotides long. RefSeq lists its product as uncharacterized. The record is from RefSeq and is a predicted model, not a curated record. Bases 1 to 585 code for a protein of 194 amino acids. Lineage: Eukaryota; Viridiplantae; Chlorophyta; Mamiellophyceae; Mamiellales; Mamiellaceae. The transcript has a single exon.